AUGAUAACUACUAAAGAAGAUGAGGAUGGCUCUAUUUGCUAUUAAGACUUUACAAAAAAAAUAUUUAGAGUAUCAGAUAGCGGAUAAUGCAAAUAGUUAGAUGGCGAGCAGGAAAAUUAUCAAUUUUUUUAAGCAGACUUUUCUUAAUAGCAAAAUUCUUAAACUCAAUAAAAUGAUAAUGAUAGUAUUCUUUCAAAAAAUAUUGUUUCAAGGAGAGGGAAGAACGAACAUUCAUUUUAAUCUAGGGAUUUAUAAAUUUGUUUUGAUGAGACUUUGAAUAAUGAAAUUUAGAUUCCUUUUAGUUAAAAAACAUUUGAAACUCCAUAGAAUAGAGAUUAAAAAAUGAAACCUUUAAGUAGCAAAACUCAGAAUACUAUUCAUAUUAAUAAUCAAUAAACAUAAUUUGUAACUUUAUGUAAAGAUGAUAUCAGCCAAUUUAACUAUUUUGAUCAUUAAUUUCCAACAAACCAUUACGAUAAGCGAACUUGUUCAGGUGAGGAAAUAAUUGGAUAUGGAGACAUAACUCCAAAAUCAUAUAUUGAAAAAACAUUUAUUGUAAUUAUGGCGUUUAUUUGCUGUGCUAAUUUUGGUUAUGCAAUGAAUUAAAUUGGACUCAUCAUUUAAGAGUAUAAUGAAAUAAAAGUUUAAUACAGAUAAAAUAUAGCUACCAUAAACAAAUACAUGAAAGAAAGAGAUGUAAACAAAUUGUUGUAAAGUAAAGUCAGAAAAUACUUUGAAUAUAUCUAUUCAGAGUCAGAGAAUUUUAACAGUCAUAGUGACUAAGCCCUCUCCAAGCUUUCAUCAAACUUGUAGCUACAAAUAAAAAAAGAAAUUAAUUUAAGAUCUCUUAAAAACAUACCAUUUCUAUAUACAAUAUUUUCCAACGAGUGUCUUGAGAAAGUUGCACUAAAAAUAAACGAAAGGUCAUAUGGCAUAGGAGAAACAAUUGUUGACUAGAAUGAAAUUCAAAAGCCUACUUUGUACUACAUAACAAAAGGAGAAGUUACCAUCUAUCUGAAAGAUUAGUUCUAAGUCUAUAACAAAUAAUUUAAAUAGCUCAAACCAAGCAACAUUUUUGGAGAAUAUUAAUUUUUUUCUUCCUCCUUAGAAAGUCAUUUUACCUACAUCUCUUCUGGUAUAACAACUGUUUAAACUUUGCUUAUGGAGGAUUUAAUUUAGGUUUUAGAAGAAUUUCCAAAUGAGAAAGAAAAAUUUUGCUAUGUAAAGGAUAGAGUAUAGCUUUAUGGGAAGGUCUAAGAUAUCAAAGUUUACUGCUACUCUUGUAAAAGUAGUAGCCAUUUAGUUGAUAAUUGUCCAUACCUCAUGUAUAAACCUAAUUUAAAUAAGGUCAUUUACUAAUUCUGUAAGUAGUCGAAAGAUUUUUAAAAAGCUUUUAAAAGAAAAGCAACAAAAACUUUUUAAACUUUAAGUUAGCUAAAUGAUUUAUAAAAAUAAGCUGAAAGUUUAAUAGAAAAUUUGUUAGACGAUGAAGACUCUUAAGUUAAUUUAAGCUUUUUAUAAUCUUAAAACGAAAUACUUGUAGCUUAAAAAAGCAGGAAUAAUUCUGAGUAACUUGAAUCUACUAAUAAUUUAGAAUAAAAGCAAAAGUCUAGUGGUAACAUAUAAGAGAUAAACUAAAACACGCUUAUUAAAGUAAAUAAUGAUUGUGUCCUUUAAUAAUAAGAUACCUCGUAACGCUGUUUAGAUUCUGAAAAAGAAAUUAACUUCAAUUUGGAAUAAUAAAGAGAAAGAUUAUCUGAAUUAGGGGGAUUUAAAAGAAAACCAUCAAUAUAAAAAAAUGAUGAAUAUAACUCUUAGCAUUCUUUGCUCAAUCAAGGUUAUCAUAGAAAAAGUAGUAUAAAUAUAAAUGGUAAUAACAAUUUAUAUGGUGAAUUCAAAGAUAAAUAGCAAGAACUAAUUAUUAAAAAUAGAAGGCAGUCUAAAAUAAGAAGUGAAGAUAUUUAAGCAUCGUUUUUGCUUUAAUAAAAUUAGUAGCAAAACAAAAAUCAUGUAUAAGAAAAAAGAAGAGAAUCUAUAUAAAACGUAAUGCAAGUUGCUUAGUUUUAGAAUAAUAUUAUUAACAAUGAACUAUAAUAAUAAAUGUAAAGCUUGUUUAAUCAAUUUCUUAGUGAAUUUAAAUAAAUCUAGACUAUCUAAAAUAAAGAAGUCUAGAGACUAUCAAUAAGUAAUGAAUAGUAGUUUUUAAAAUCAAUACAAGUUGAUAACGAUUUUAAUUAAUAUGUCUUAAAGCAUACAUCAAUCAAUUAAUACAAGCAACAAUACAUAGAAAACUUGCUUGAUAAAAAAGCUACGAAUAAUGCUACUAAUAACGACUCACCAUUUCAUGAGACUUAUGAAAUGGAUACCCUUAAGAUAUUUAAAUAUUAUUUUUUACACAAUAACGUAGAUAAAGUACUACGUGAAUAUUAUAUAAAAUAUAGCAAAAACUUUUAUCUUCAAAAAGAAUAAUUCAAAAAGAAAAGGAUUUUAAAUAAAAAAGUAACUAAACAAAUUUAAUAAAAGAAAUGA
This is a messenger RNA of Tetrahymena thermophila SB210, 2529 nucleotides long. RefSeq names its product cyclic nucleotide-binding domain protein. The transcript has 4 exons. The record is from RefSeq and is a predicted model, not a curated record. Lineage: Eukaryota; Ciliophora; Oligohymenophorea; Hymenostomatida; Tetrahymenidae.